Messenger RNA from Doryrhamphus excisus (bluestripe pipefish), 2352 nucleotides. It is a transcript of the gene fibcd1a, whose product is annotated as fibrinogen C domain containing 1a. NCBI's taxonomy places the organism in Eukaryota, Metazoa, Chordata, Actinopteri, Syngnathiformes, Syngnathidae. The record is from RefSeq and is a predicted model, not a curated record.
UAAGCCAGCCUUCUUUGAUCUAAUCCAUAAGAAUCAUCUCAUCUCAUGCUGAUGCUCCACCAAGACAAAGAAUAGCAAUACGCCCCAUAGAAAUUAUGAAAGGGAGAAACCAACAAGGAGCUUGAUGGAGAUGAUCCACUUGUACUUUGGGGUUCUUCUAGGAGUUAUUUCUUCAACUGGAUCAUGUUUCUCACCUUCUUCCCUAAAAUGCAGCCGCUUGCAACCUUCUUUGGCCCCACGCUUUUAUUUAUUUGGAUCCAUAAUAACAGCAGACUUGUGAAGUAACGUGUUGGUUAUCAAUGACUUCCAUUGGUAACAUCACAUGCUAGAUGUUAGCAACGACAGGAAGUGGACCAUAUUGGAUUUAUCCAUUGGAUGGAUGGAUGGAUGGGUGGAUGAAUGGAUGGAUGGAUGGAUGGAUUGAUUGAUGGAUGGAUGGAUUGAUGGAUGGAUUGAUGGAUGGAUGGAUGGAUGGAUUGAUGGAUUGAUGGAUUGAUGGAUGGAGGAUACAUGGAUGUAUUGACGGAUGUAUUGAUGAAUGUAUUGAUGGAUGGAUUGAUGGAUGUAUGGAUUGAUGGAUGUACUGAUGGAUGGAUGGAUGUAUUGAUGGAUGGAUGUAUUGAUGGAUGUACUGAUGGAUGGAUGUAUGUACUGAUGGAUGUAUGGAUGGAUGGAUGUACCGACGGAUGGAUGGAUGUACUGACGGAUGGAUGGAUGUACCGACGGAUGGAUGGAUGUACUGACGGAUGGAUGGAUGUUGUGACGGAUGGAUGGAUGUACUGACGGAUGGAUGGAUGUAGUGACGUAUCGUGUGGUUCCAGGAUGAUGCUGAACGACAGCUGGACCAUAAUGAACAACAGCAGUUCUGAGCUGGACAGCAAACGAGGCAACAAACAUAAGAAAUGCUGCAACUUCUUCCUAUGGGCUGGCAUUGUGGUUGCCAUGGUAACGGUCAUCACAACAACCGUCACCAUCUUCUAUGUCUACCAGUACCCUCUACCCUUCAUCAACAGGGAGGGGGCGUCCUCCAGUUCAGCCGUCAUUUCAACCAAUGCCAAAGACUCUGGUGCCUUGGUGACGGUGUCGCGUGCCGGAGACGGGGAACCAAUCAGCAUCUUCCUGGAUCCCAACUGUCCUGACUCCAGUCAGAACUUUGAGCGCUGGGAGGCCCUGCAGAGCUCGCUGAUACGAGCGCUGACGACCCGCACUGCGGACGACUGGCAGGAGAGGGGGCCGCUCCACAAGGUGAGCGAGGAGCUGAAGGCCGUGACGGGCCACGCUCAUAACCUGAGACUCGAGGCCGAGACGCUGAGAAGAGGUCAGGGGCUCCUGGACCAGCGACUGGACAGGUUGCAGAGCGAGCAGCAGCGCAUCAUUCAGGUCCUGUCAGACCAGCACUCGGGUGUGCUGAAGCUAACGUCCAGCCUGAGCGAUUCUCUCCACGGCCUGCAGAGGGAGACACAGGGCAGACUCGGCAGAGACGACGCUCUCACACCCAGACACUGCGGCGACGUCUUGGCGGCGGGAAAUUCCCAAGAUGGUGUUUAUUCCAUCUUUCCCGUCCACCGGCCCGACGGCUUCAUGGUCUACUGCGACAUGACCACGGACGGAGGAGGCUGGACUGUGAUCCAGAGAAGAGAAGACGGGUCAGUGAAUUUCUUCCGUGGUUGGGAUGCGUAUCGAGACGGCUUUGGUAAAACUACAGGGGAGCACUGGCUAGGACUCCAGAGCAUCUACGCUCUGACGAGGUCGGGUGGUUACGAGUUGCGUAUCGACAUGGCUGACUUUGACAACGCCACAGCCUUCGCUCAUUAUGCAGAAUUCUCUGUGGGACAAGACUCGGUUAACCCUGAGGAGGAUGGGUACCCGCUGACUGUGGACCAGUACUCGGGGACUGCAGGCGAUUCCCUUCUGAAGCAUUCUGGGAUGAAGUUCACAACCAAAGACCGGGACCAGGACCAGUCAGAGAACAACUGUGCUACGUACUACCAAGGAGCUUGGUGGUACCGCAACUGUCAUACUUCCAACCUCAACGGCCAGUACCUGAAAGGAGGCCACGCCUCCUACGCCGACGGUGUGGAGUGGUCCAGUUGGACGGGCUGGCAGUACUCGCUGAGGUUCACGGAGAUGAAGAUACGACCCAAACGGAAAAGUCACCUCUGAUUAACCGACCCCAUUGACCUUUGACCCCAUAUGUAUAUAUAUAUAUAUAAUAUAUAUACAUAUAUAUUAGCCCCAACUUAGCCCCAUACUUAUCCCCAAUAUUGAUUAUUACGAUUCAUUCCCUUAUUUACAGCAUGUAUAUUUGUCAUUCUUUUCUACGUGUUUAUCUUACACAUUAAACACAAUGGU